UCCAGGAUCUCGCGCCGCGCAUCCAGUCCUUCUAUACCGCCUCUCCGCGUUAUUUGCAUGGCAAUCCGUCCAUUGGCUGUACGUGCGAGAGCUGGCCAAUCCCGAGCAUCCUUUGCUUAGUUUGGCGCGCUGAAGACCGAGCGAAGUCGGGAGAGGUUAGCGAAGUGACGCCGGGGGCCUGUGGAAGUGGAGUUGUUUUGCCGCCGCCUUCUUUCGCCCUUCCCUCUCGCGACAUGUGGAACGCUGGCUUUAGCGGUGGAUUUGGUGGCUCUUCAAUGGGUGGUGGAUAUACAGAUUCGCCAGGAGGAUUUGGAUCUCCUUCGGCAACUCAGGGGGAAAAGAAAUCGAGGUCAAGAUCACAGAACCUUGUUCCGUGUACAGUGUCCCAAUUACUUUCUGCUGAUCAGGUAGAAGAAGCAUUUAAGGUUCAAGGCGUAGAGAUUUCACAGGUUGUUAUCACGGGUAUAAUCAGGCAAGCAGAGAAAGCACCCACAAACAUCCUCUACAAAGUUGAUGAUAUGACCGCAGCCCCAAUGGAUGUCAGACAGUGGGUCGACACCGAUGAAGCAGGCAGUGAGAAUAUAGUUGUGCCACCUGGGACGUAUGUAAAAGUGGUUGGUCAUCUACGAUCCUUCCAGAACAAGAAGAGCCUGGUUGCCUUCAAGAUCAUGCCGCUGGAGGACAUGAAUGUGUUGACCACACACAUGCUGGAAGUCGUCAAUGCACACAUGAGCCUGAGAAAAGACAGCCUCAUGUCAACGUCGAUGAUGGUGCCUCGGUCGUUUGCUCCUUCAGGGAUGGGCAACACAACCAGCUACGGAGGAAGCGUAGCCAUGCCAGUGCGUGGACUCUCACCACACGAGAGUCAGGUUCUGAACUUGAUCAAAAGCUGCAUACGUUCUGAGGGGAUAACUCUUCAGGAACUGAAGUCGCAGUUGCAUAAUAUGAACGUGGCUACAAUCAAGAAAGCUGUUGAGUUUCUCAGCAGUGAAGGGCAUAUCUAUUCCACUAUUGACGAUGACCAUUUUAAAUCGACGGAUGCUGAAUAAGGGCAACUUGGGAAGGUGACUCUUUGGAGCUGAGCGGGCUCUGCACUGAGCAACCGCUGGUGUGUACUGUGCCUCCCCACUAAUGUAGAACAUCCAUAGACGCACAUCUGUGAAGAGGGAUCUGUUCCUUUGGAAGUGACACUUCAUUUACCACUCAACUGGGCUGACCUCCUUAAGCGCAUACGUACGACUAGCUGAAAUAAGUAACAGUGCAGUCCUAAACAGAGUUAACACCAUUCUAAGCCCGUUGACUUCAGUGGACUUUAGAAGGGUACAGCUCUAUUUAGGAUUGCAUUGUACAUCCAUUUCAGGGAUUUCAGGAGGUGUCUGCAUGAAGCAUCUGGAAGCUUCCAAGUUCUCUGCCCUAAAUAAAUGUAUGUCUUGUAUAAGGGUGAUUUUGGAAGCGGAGUCUCCGCUGUAUUGAGUCAGUUGCCAUGAUUUAGAAGUGGCAUCUCAAACAGAGUAGGGGGGAAAUGUUCUGUUUUCUUUUCUUAAAAAAAAUCUUUAGUCUGUCCUCUUCUGCACUUCUGUUGUAGAUGUGCCUUAUUUUUAUAGCCUAAUAAAGCUUACUUUUUUUCAUUUUCAUCAGUUCUUUUUUUUCCCCCUCCCU
This is a messenger RNA of Gekko japonicus, 1659 nucleotides long. It is a transcript of the gene RPA2, whose product is annotated as replication protein A2. The record is from RefSeq and is a predicted model, not a curated record. The transcript is spliced from 9 exons. Lineage: Eukaryota; Metazoa; Chordata; Lepidosauria; Squamata; Gekkonidae. Gene Ontology annotation, cellular component: site of double-strand break; chromosome, telomeric region; nucleus. Gene Ontology annotation, biological process: nucleotide-excision repair; DNA replication; double-strand break repair via homologous recombination. Gene Ontology annotation, molecular function: DNA binding. Bases 234 to 1049 code for a protein of 271 amino acids.